Molecule: messenger RNA, 7794 nt
Organism: Mesocricetus auratus (golden hamster)
Lineage: Eukaryota; Metazoa; Chordata; Mammalia; Rodentia; Cricetidae
Gene: Filip1
Product: filamin A interacting protein 1
Exons: 7
Coding region: 395-3925 (1176 amino acids)
Source: RefSeq, a predicted model, not a curated record
AUAUAGCACGCGCAGCUCAGCGCCCCAACAAAGUCACCGCGCUGACAGUGUGCGGGAGCCGCAGAGGAGAAACCUAAUCUCAGAACCCAACAACACCUAGCAACAGUUGAAAAAACUUUGAAACAAAAGUCGGGGUGGGAGAUAGGCGGCUUCCAAUUCCUGCUGAUUCCGACUGAAGGAGAAGCUGCAGCUACUCUGAGUCGUUUCCUGUAUGACUUCAGCUACUGGCUAGUCCCAGCAGAGUGGGAAAAGCGUUUUUCUUUAGCCUUCUUUUGGGCUGGCUAGUUUUCCAGGACUCAGUCUUGGGCUGUGGGACAAGCCACUGGCUUCUUCAAGGGAUAAACCUUCCGAGAAAGGACACAUCUUUGGUUAAAGGAGCCGCCAGCAGGUGGGAAUGAGAUCACGAAACCAAGGUGGAGAAAAUACUUCUAAUGGGCAUGUCUCCUGCCCCAAGUCCUCUAUCAUCAGCAACACUGGUGAUAAAGGCCUCCCAGAAGAGGCAAAAAAGAACAAGGCAAAUAGGAAGGAAGAUGAUGUCACAGCCUCGGGAACUGUCAAACGGCACCUCAGACCAUCUGGAGAAAGUGAAAAAAAGACCAAGAAGUCUCUGGAGUUAUCCAAGGAGGACCUCAUCCAGCUCCUGAGUAUAAUGGAGGGGGAGCUGCAGGCUAGAGAAGAUGUGAUCCACAUGCUGAAGACAGAGAAAACCAAGCCUGAGGUUUUGGAGGCACAUUACGGAUCGGCAGAGCCAGAGAAAGUGCUUCGGGUCCUGCAUCGAGAUGCCAUCCUCGCUCAAGAGAAGUCCAUAGGAGAAGAUGUCUAUGAGAAACCCAUCUCAGAGCUGGACAGACUCGAGGAGAAACAGAGGGAAACAUACCGCCGCAUGCUGGAGCAGCUGCUGCUGGCAGAGAAGUGCCACCGGCGCACAGUGUACGAGCUAGAGAACGAGAAGCACAAGCACACUGACUACAUGAACAAGAGCGAUGACUUCACCAACCUGCUGGAGCAGGAGCGAGAGAGGUUGAAAAAGCUCCUGGAGCAAGAAAAGGCUUACCAAGCCCGCAAAGAAAAAGAGAACGCUAAGCGGCUCAAUAAGCUUCGAGACGAACUUGUGAAACUCAAGUCCUUUGCACUCAUGCUGGUGGACGAGAGGCAGAUGCACAUUGAGCAGCUGGGCCUGCAGAGCCAGAAAGUCCAGGACCUCACGCAGAAACUGAGGGAUGAGGAAGAGAAGCUCAAAGCCAUCACCUACAAAUCCAAAGAAGACCGCCAGAAACUGCUCAAGUUAGAAGAGGACUUUGAACACAGGGCCUCCAGGUUCACCCAGGAGCAUGAAGAGAUGAAUGCCAAAUUGGCUAACCAAGAGUCUCACAACAGGCAGCUUCGACUCAAGCUGGUUGGCUUAUCUCAAAGGAUUGAAGAGCUGGAAGAGACCAAUAAAAAUCUUCAGAAGGCAGAGGAGGAACUUCAGGAGCUCAGGGAUAAAAUUGCCAAGGGGGAAUGUGGGAACUCCAGCCUCAUGGCGGAAGUGGAAAGUCUGCGGAAGCGCGUGCUGGAGAUGGAGGGCAAGGACGAGGAGAUCACGAAGACGGAGGCCCAGUGCAGGGAGCUGAAGAAGAAGCUGCAAGAGGAGGAGCACCACAGCAAGGAGCUCCGCCUGGAAGUGGAGAAGCUGCAGAAGAGGAUGUCCGAACUGGAGAGGCUGGAGGAGGCCUUCAGCAGGAGUAAGUCGGAAUGCACGCAGCUCCACUUGAACCUGGAGAAAGAGAAGAACCUAACCAAAGACCUGCUGAACGAGCUGGAGGUGGUCAAGAGUCGCGUUAAAGAACUGGAGUGCUCCGAAAGCAGACUGGAGAAGGCUGAACUAAGCCUCAAAGAUGACCUCACGAAGCUCAAGUCCUUCACUGUGAUGCUGGUCGAUGAAAGGAAAAAUAUGAUGGAGAAGAUAAAGCAAGAAGAGAGAAAAGUGGACGGGUUGAAUAAAAACUUUAAGGUAGAACAGGGGAAGGUUAUGGACGUCACGGAAAAAUUAAUUGAGGAAAGCAAGAAGCUUUUAAAACUCAAGACGGAAAUGGAGGAAAAGGUGUACAGUUUGACCAAGGAGAGAGACGAGUUGAUGGGUAAGCUGCGGAAUGAAGAAGAGCGGUCCUGUGAAUUAAGCUGCAGUGUCGACUUGCUGAAGAAGCGGCUUGAUGGCAUAGAGGAGGUGGAGAGGGAAAUAAACAGAGGUAGGUCGUGCAAGGGGCCCGACUUCACCUGCCCAGAGGACAAUAAGAUCCGGGAACUGACGCUUGAAAUCGAGAGACUGAAGAAGCGUCUCCAGCAGUUGGAGGUGGUAGAAGGGGACUUGAUGAAGACCGAAGACGAGUAUGACCAGUUGGAGCAGAAGUUCAGAACCGAGCAGGAUAAGGCAAACUUCCUCUCCCAGCAGCUAGAGGAAAUCAAACACCAAAUGGCCAAGAACAAAGCCAUAGAGAAAGGAGAAGCUGUGAGCCAGGAAGCCGAGCUGCGACACAGGUUCCGGCUGGAGGAGGCUAAAAGUCGUGAUUUACAGGCUGAGGUGCAGGCUCUCAAGGAGAAGAUCCACGAACUGAUGAACAAAGAAGACCAGCUGUCUCAGCUCCAAGUGGACUAUUCGGUCCUUCAGCAAAGAUUUAUGGAAGAAGAAAAUAAGAAUAAGAACAUGGGGCGGGAGGUUCUCAACCUGACCAAAGAGUUGGAGCUCUCCAAGCGCUACAGCCGUGCUCUCAGGCCCAGCGGGAACGGCAGGAGGAUGGUGGACGUGCCCGUGGCUUCCACCGGAGUGCAGACCGAGGCGGUGUGCGGGGAUGCGGCGGAGGAGGAGACCCCGGCUGUGUUCAUUCGCAAAUCUUUCCAGGAAGAAAAUCACAUCAUGAGUAAUCUUCGACAGGUGGGCUUGAAGAAACCCAUGGAACGGUCCUCGGUCCUCGACAGGUAUCCCCCAGCAGCAAAUGAGCUCACCAUGAGGAAGUCGUGGAUUCCUUGGAUGAGAAAAAGAGAAAACGGCCCCACUACCCCACAGGAGAGAGGACCUCGGCCGAACCCAGGAGCAGGGCACCCCGGGGAGCUGGUCCUAGCACCAAAGCAGGGCCAGCCCCUGCACAUCCGCGUGACACCGGACCACGAGAACAGCACUGCGACCCUGGAGAUCACAAGCCCAACGUCUGAAGAGUUUUUCUCUAGUACCACCGUCAUUCCUACCUUAGGCAAUCAGAAACCAAGGAUAACCAUUAUUCCAUCACCCAAUGUCAUGUCGCAAAAGCCCAAAAGCGCAGAUCCUACUCUCGGCCCAGAACGAGCCAUGUCCCCUGUCACGAUUACUACUAUUUCCAGAGAGAAGAGCCCAGAUAGUGGAAGGGGUGCAUUUGCAGACAGGCCCGCGUCUCCCAUCCAGAUCAUGACAGUGUCAACGUCCGCAGCUCCCCCUGAAAUCGCUGUCUCUCCCGAACCCCAGGAAGUGCCGAUGGGAAGGACUAUCCUCAAAGUCACCCCGGAAAAACAAACUGUUCCGACCCCGGUGCGGAAGUACAACUCCAAUGCCAAUAUCAUCACCACGGAAGACAAUAAAAUUCACAUUCACCUGGGUUCUCAGUUUAAACGAUCCCCCGGGCCUGCCGCUGAAGGCGUGAGUCCAGUAAUCACUGUCAGACCUGUCAAUGUGACAGCGGAGAAGGAGGUCUCUACAGGCACAGUCCUUCGCUCUCCUAGGAACCACCUUUCUUCACGACCUGGUGCUAGCAAAGUGACCAGUACUAUAACCAUAACCCCGGUCACAACAUCAUCCACACGAGGAACCCAGUCGGUGUCAGGACAAGAUGGGUCAUCUCAGCGGCCUACACCCACCCGCAUUCCUAUGUCAAAAGAAAGCAUCAUCAUUCACCAGUUGCGAAUGAGCUCCCGAUGAGAUUGCCAAGCACAGCCCUCAGUCAUCACUAAGGUCCUCCAUGCUACUGAUGUUGACUGGAAACACCUUAUGACUUCCAGUGAUUUUUUUUGAGGAUACAAUUUAACAGUUAAAAACCACAUUGUGGAUGAUAUGAACAUAUGUAGUAAAAGCUAUUGAAUCUUUGUGCCAAAGAAAGUUUUCUUCUCUUUGCAAAGCUUUCAGGUCUGUGGGCACAUGCUGUAUAACUUAUUUUUAUAAUACAUUUUGUAAUGUGAUUUCUUUCCCUAAACUGUUUCUUUUCUCAUAGUCAGUGGCACAUAUAUCUGUAUACUACACUGUCAGUUCUUCAAAGUAUUGAUAUUGUGUAUUCAAAAGAUUAACGUAUCAUUUUUAUUAAUUUGUUAUUUUUAAGGAAAACAAAGUACAACACUCUAUUUCCUUGGGCAACUUUAAGAGGCAAAACCUAGAAACAGUAGAUUCCUGGGGUUUUAUUACUCAUAUGAUGCUAUGGUUCUGAUAGUGGUUCAACACUGAAAUCGGUGUGCUGACUUAGGAGUUUAAGUACUUAAAACCAGUCCGUGUUUCCUGCUGGUGUUCUGUAUCGGAAACAAACAGCUUUGACUGGCAGUUCAAUUUUAUUUCUAUCUGCAUUAUUUAUGUGUAGACAAUUUAAUAGUGACUGUGAUGUCAGGGAGUUUCCCACAUAUUACUCCAAUCCCAUGAAAGCUUGCAAAUAAAAACUAAUCUAGAAAAUGUCAACUUUUUUUAAAAUAGGGAGACCCAAAUGUACAUAGCCACUUCCCUUUGAUUUUGAUUGCCUUUUCCACCGCCACCUCCUCCUCCUGCUAUUCUUCUUGGUACAAGUUCUUACUAUGUAUCCCUAGAUGACAUAAAAGUAGCUGUGUAGGCCAGGCUGGUCUUGAACUCAAGGGGAUCUAUCUGUCUGUCUGCGCCUCUUACAAGUGCUGGGACUAAAGACAUAUGCCAUCAUACCCAGCUAAGGAUAUAUUUUUGAAGAAUUAAAAGCCCAAACUGUAUUACUCACAUCUCAGUGUCAGAGCUGCUGUUGAAUUUAGGUUUAUGUGAAAGUGUGAAGUCUACUUGAAACUCUAGUUUAAAAAAAUACUGUCGAUGUGGGGGGGUGGGACUAUUUCCAAUAAGAUCUUUAAAAUAACUUUACAGAUAAAUUAAGAGUUGACAUUCGAAUUUCUAACUGCAGAAGUCACUUGUCAUGCUACUGUAGUGUGAAUGAAGAGCCAACACUUCUUCUGAAUGUUAGGACGUAAGCAAGAUCACCAGAGUUAACUACUGUAUACUCACCACUAUAGUCAACAAGCUGUGCCCAGGCCAGCCACAGAGUCUCUGGGAUAGGAACACACAGUGCUAAAUCUCCUCCCUCGUGUAACCUAGAAGGCUUUCAUGUAAUCUGUGGAGCUGACAAAUCAUAGUCAAUUCAUACUGUAAAUAAAAUAACUAUCUUCUAAAAAUAAUUCUUGCUUUUUAAAAAGUCAAAGUUAUGUUAGGCUUCCCUGAGCUUGAAGGACUGUCGAGGUCUCCCAUAGCAUUGUGUCAUUUUAAUUACGACACAGAAGCCUUGAGUAUGUGCGUGUGAAGAUUACUAAAAGUGUUAAGUUUUGUUUUCUUAAAAUGUUAAAGAGAAAUGACAUUUUCGAUCAUAAAACAGUUUUUAUUUUAUUUAGGGUUUCUGCUUGUUUUGUUGUGUUUUUUGAGAUAAGGUUUCUCUGUAUAUCUCUGGCUAUUCUGGAACUCACUCUGUAUAUUGGGCUGGACUCAAACUCAGAGAUCUACCUGCCUCUGCCCCCUGAGUACUAGGAUUAAAGGUGUGUGCCACCACUGUCCAGUAUAUUUAGUAUUUUUAUAUUGACAGGGAGGUAAAAUUUUUAGGUGACACAAUUGCCUGAAGCUUAAUUAUUUGCUUUCAACUAAAACAUUACUAAGAUGUAUUUGAAUCUGAUGGGUUUCUUUCCCACCAGAGUUGUAAGGAAUUUUGGUAUUUGCAAAGACAGUGAAGAUCAUGUUGCAAGCAGUCAUCUGGGUAGAUGAUGAGAUUUUUCUGUCUACCAUACCUUGAAUAUCUUUGAUUAAACAUGAGUGACAGUAAAAUGAACACAUUAAAUUUGAAAAAAACAAACAAGAGAAUAUUAACAGGAUCACAAUCACAUCUUAGCAACCUUGUCUAGUUGUAAAAGUUGCUUUCACAAGCAAUCCCGGCACUAACCUGAAUCACAUCACAUAACUUCACUUUCUUGUACUGUAAAUAUGUCUUCAUCAAUUUGAAGGAGGUUAAUUUUUGAUGGGAUAAUUUGGAUGUUUCCCAAAGUGCAAUCAGUAUUUUUAGUUCAAGGCACAACUGACCUAGUCAAUUUAUUUUAUGCUUGAUUUGUUUUUGUUUUGUUUUGAAGACAGGGUCUCCCUAUGUAGUCCUGUUGGCCUGGAACUUGCUAUGUAGACCUCACAGAAAUCCUGCCUCUCUGUUUCCUGAGUGCUGGGAAUUAGGGUAUGCAAUACAAUAACCAGCCUUUACACUUGUUUUUUGAGACAGGGUUUCACUAUUUAGCCCAGGCUGUCCUCAAACACAUUAUGUAGCUGAGGAUAGGCUUGAACUUGUGAUCCUUCUGCCUCAGUCACCUGAGUGUUAGGAUUACCAGGGUAAGCCACAAUGCUGGCUAUGCCUUUCCUCUUGGUAACUAUUUCUGUGUAUUUAAUUUGGUUACCAUGAUAUUGUCUGCAGUUUUUUAAGAGUUCAUAAAGUAUUGAGCUUGAUGAAGAUAGAGGAUAGAGUAUAUGCACAGGAUGGUGGUGCCCAGAAUGUAUAUAAAAUAUAAAUUUGUUGAGUCUUAAGACAAUCACCGAGAAAUCAUGAUGUGGGUUAUCUAGUUUAAGCACUAACAGCAACACAGAUGCUACUGAAAGAAUGUAGAGCUUGUAAAAGUCAAAGGCAAAGCAAGAGUAAACGCUGUGUUAGGCAUGUGAGGUUUUUAUCCAAUGCCAUGGUUGAACUUUUCUGGAAAUACAGAAAAAACAUAGUGGAAACUGAGUGUGUUUGUGAAUUGUUUCAGAAGUACAAACUGAAACUUAAAAUCAUAGUUGGUACCUGAGGCUUACAUCCUCUUACCUCUGCUAAACCAAUGCUAAAAAGGCCAAUUAGAAGGCAAAGAGGAAAAAGAAUAAAAGUUACUGUAAUAAACUUACAAAAAUUAGAAGUUUUCUAACCAUUAGUAUUUGUUUCUUAAAUUUUCAGUAUUCAUUUCACAACUACAUAAUAAUUGUUUAUGGAAAAUAUAAGUUUCACAAAUUUUGGAUAGGUAUGUUUAUGGUCGCCAUGGUGUGAUUCAGACAUUUUUUGCUUUUUUUGUUUUUGGCUCACAUUAUUUGGGGGAAUUUCACCUUAUCAUUGAAUGUACUUUGUUACUUUACAAGUGCAAAUUUGAAUUUUUAAUCUAAUUAAAAAAUAAGGUAUUUGUUUCUCCAAUAUAAUAAAUGUAUAAUGUGAUCAGUCUUAGAAUUCUUCAAGUUUUAACAGAGUUUUCAAAAGCAAGAGUAUAUUUUGGAAGAUUUUUAGAAAUACAUUCUAUUUCCCUAUCGUCCUCUAAGUACAUAAGUUUAUUAUUUCACACUGAAGUAAUAGGAUUUUAUGUACUUGUCUUUUAUAUGGAAGUAAUAUCCUGUUUUCAGUUCUUCAUAGGUGAUUUAAAUUACAAUUAGGCACUUUCUGUAUUACUUUGAAAUCAAAUACAUUUAUGGAAAUCUCACCAGAGUAUGAAAAGAUAACAGUGAAAUAUGAAAGCAUUGUGCAAUAUUCUUUUUACAUAAGAAUAUUCAUAAAAUUAAAACAAUUUAAAAUAAAUGUACAACUUAAUAAUUCA